CUAACUUAUUGAACGCCAGCGUGCAGUUGCAAAAGCUCACAGCAGCUCCAAGAAAGGAGUCCCGAAAGCCCUUUGCGCGAGAAAUUGAUAUGCUGUCACCUUCUUAAUAACACGUCAACCAAGUUGCAGCACUAUGAGCUCUUUGCUUUUGAGCAGAAGGGCCUCCGCUCAAGGGCUGUUUCGUCGCGAGACGCCUAGCAUCGCUUGGGCGCAUGGGCGUUGCCACAGGGCACCUGUUCGGCACCGGCCAGCAUCGCGUUGUGGAGCAGCGCCCGUACUUGCUGUGACUAUCCAGGACACGGUCCGACACUUCCUGCCCUUCCAGAACGGAAGCCCUGCGCCCGGCAACGUCACGAAGCUGGAGGACGAAGGGUUGUUCAAAGGGCAGGUUGUAUACUCAAAAUUCACCUGGCCAGUGGUACUUGGCGGCGAGGAAGUAUACAUCUGGGGGAGCUUCAAUGACUGGAGCAAGGGUGUGCGAUUGCACAAAGUCGACCGGAACACCGACGCCACGGUCAUUCUGCCACUGCGGCCAGGGACAUAUGAGUUCAAGUUCGUUGUGGACAAGGUGUGGACGCCGGCCCCGCAUGAGCCCACCGUCACCAACGCAGAGGGCCACCUGAACAACUUCCGGGUGAUCGCGCCCACCGCCACCUUCACGCUCAAGGCGCCCAAGGCGGACAGCGUACUGGUCAUUGGCGACUGGGACAACUGGCAGUACUCGCUGAUGCUGCAGAAGGACCCGGCCACGGGGGUGUUCACGGCCAAGGCGCACCUGCCGCCGGGCCAAUACAGCUACGUGUAUGUGGUGGACGGCAAUGUGGUGACGGACCCGGGGCUGCAGACCUACCCGGACGCCGAGUACGGAGACGUGCACCGGAUAUGGAGCUUCCUGCCCGACCUGUUCCGCGUCUUCUACUGCACCGGCUGGGAGGAGGCAGUGCUCAACUACCGCCGCGUGGUCAACGGCCAGCCGCUCACCAAGGAGUGGCAGCAGCUGACCAUGGUGAACGCGCCCAGCCGCGGCAACUCGCUGGGGGUGUGGAAGAUGGCCACCAUCGUGCCCACAGACCCCGCCGAGGUGUUGGAGUUCACGCUGAACAAUGGUGUGCCGGCCGGCGACGUGGCCCGCUUCAAGGAGGACCGGCCCGGCAGUGGCCCCGUGUACUCCUGCCCCUUCCCCGGCUCGUUCAAGCUGGCCAAGGGCAUGCUGCGGCCCUUCCCGCGCGGCGCUGAGGCGCGCAUCAUGCUGGUGAGCGACAUUGACGGCACCAUGAUUGGCGACAUGUCCAGUGCCGACGUGUUCACCACCUCGGAGCGCUUUGCGGACUACUGGGAGAACAGCGCCUCGCUCACCGGGUCGCUGCUGGUCUACAACACAGGCCGCAGCCUGGGCCAAUUUGUCGACCUGAUGAAGAAGUGCGACGGCAAGGUGGCCAUCCCGGAUGUGGUCAUCACGGCCGUGGGAACAAAGGUGUGGCACCUGGACGAGACCAACGGGCGCACCGCCGCCUCCGGGCUCAAGUGGAUCGAGGACACCAACUGGACACUCAGCCUGGACGCCGGCUGGAACCUGGACGUGGUGCGGCGGCUGGCUCGCCAGGUGAUGGGCGCCUACAACGACGUGUCGCUGCUGUGCAUCCUGGACGACGGCUCGGAGCACCGGCACCGCAUGGCGCUCACGGCGGACGUCAAGGUGCUGGACGCGGUGGUGGAGCGGCUCAAGGACGGAUUCAGGAGGGAGCGGCUGGAGGUGCGCAUCAUCACCUCGGGCAACGGCUCGCACCGCUACAUCGACUGCGUGCCUCAAUCGGCGGGCAAGGAGAAGGCCCUGCAGUACGUGCGGCAGCAGUUCGGCAUCCCCGAGCACCUGUGCGUGGCGGCGGGCGACAGCGGCAACGACAUCCUGAUGCUGGAGGGCGACCACCCCGCCAUCGUGGUGGGCAACGCGCAGCCUGAGCUGGUCACGUGGCUGGUGCGGCAGGAGCAGAACGGCAAGGUGAUCUACGCCGACGCCAGCUACGCCGACGGCAUCCUGGAGGGACUGGCGCGACACAGCCUGUACUAGAUGCGAGGGAGCAGGAGGAGGAGGGAGAGGCAGCGGUGGUGCGGGAGCUGGCAUGGAGGAGGAGGCGGCGGCGCUGGCGUGCAGGGGCGGGACGAGGCGUGGCUGGAGGAGCGGCCGCUGGGUGGGACAGGGGCAGGGAGGAGCUGGUGGAGGGAUGGGUGUUGGGAAGCAGGCGGAGGGGCGCGGCCCGGGCCCGGCAGGACCUGGCCGCGGUCUCGCUCGGGGUGCCAGGGUGGCGGCGGCAGCAGCAGCAGCAGCGGCGGCGGCAGCGGACUGGCCUGCAGAUGCAGCUGGACGCAUCGGGUCACGCGGCGGCAUGUGCGGGGGGCCCGGCGACAGGCACGGGGGCAGCCAUGCCCUAUGGCCUGUAUACUUAGCAGGCGGGCCUGGGGCAGGUGCAGCAGCGUGUGUUGGGCUCCGCACAGUGUUACGGUGCUGCCAGGUUGGCGCGCCGGCGGUGCUGCUUUCAGGAAGGCGAGGGACGCGCCCUCGCUGAGCGUAGGCACGCAAGGUCGCGUUCGGCUGGGCGGCGGGGCCGUGCCAUGGGGCCUGCCCGAGCGGCGGCGGGAGCAGCAGCUGCCUGGAAGGUGCCUGGACACAUUGCCGAGGUACACAUGAAGACGACCUAGAGCAUUGCGGUGACGCUAUUGCACCAAUUGGGGCCGCUUAGGGGGCCGCUGGCGUCUCGCCGCGGUGACUCUGAUGUACGGCAUGUGUUGGGUGAUCAUGGCCGUGGGUUGAGUUUGGGUGGACUGGAGGACAGCGUGACUGCAUGUGCUCUGGCGUGCCUUUGUUUGAAAACGAGUUGUUGGAGAAUCGUGGGUGUAUGCAUGCACUGUUUGAUUGGCGGCAGUAGCUGGUGUGCCGCUGGCCCACCUGCCAGCAACACGAGGACGAGUGUGGGUCUGUGGUGGGUGUGGGCGAAGACGUAAAGUCAUGCCUGAUGCAAUCCAAUCCAAGAUCGCUCAAGGGGUUAUUGCAGUUAUGCUAGUAGGGCUCUGCUAAUUAAGGUAGGCUCGGGCAUUCCGGCCCCAGGGUUCGACGUCGUGGCGGUUGCUGAAUCGUCCACUGUAUUCGUGUGUUUGUAUUGUGCGAAGCUCGUUUUUGUGUGUGCGACUGCUACGCAGCCACCUCCUUGUUGUGUGUAGAAUGCCUCGUGUCACUGCGACAUUAAAGACGCCGCUUGUCGGUAAGCAAUAAGAGCCGCGCGAGGUCACCACGAGUAUGCAGUAGCAGUGAGAGCCUUGCGUGCGUUAACAACACUUUGAUGGAAGAGUGGAGGCGCGGCAUGGCGGCAGCUGCUGGACACAAGCAGAACACCCGGUGCUGCUGCACGGGGCUGAGGCAGCCGGCGUCGUGCUGUAGGACCCAUGGGCACUAGGCACUAGGACGGAAGCUGUGAUGUAGGCGCUCGCACUGCAGUGCAACAGGCAAUUCGGGUGCAGGCUAGCAGGUGAGCUGUACCUUGAGCUGAGACGUCACACUGGCGCUUUGAAGAUACACAACCGCGCGUGAGCAUUUUGUUAAUGGAGAGAGAAAGAGAGCGCAACAGCAGAGCCUGUAAACGCUGG
Molecule: messenger RNA, 3639 nt
Organism: Chlamydomonas reinhardtii
Lineage: Eukaryota; Viridiplantae; Chlorophyta; Chlorophyceae; Chlamydomonadales; Chlamydomonadaceae
Exons: 14
Coding region: 134-2068 (644 amino acids)
Source: RefSeq, a predicted model, not a curated record